Closterium sp. Naga37s-1 is the source of this 1470-nucleotide messenger RNA. The record is from the annotation of a GenBank genome assembly. Lineage: Eukaryota; Viridiplantae; Streptophyta; Zygnematophyceae; Desmidiales; Closteriaceae.
AUGAGAUCGGCGCCAGGACCCCAGCCGUUGAAGAGCGAUCACUGGGAUCUGGCAAGAGGCCAGCGGGGCGCGGGAGUAAGGCGUCAGGAGGAUGCAGAUGAGACGGAGUCGCUGAUGUCAGCAAACGAGGCCGACAGCGAGGAGUCGGCGGAGGAUUAUCCAAAGGACGCGGGAGCAGAUCACUCGCCGGGCAGCAUGCACAAGGCAGGUGAGAGGCGUCACGGAGAAAAACGUGAAGAGCGAGGGAAGGCGACGGGAUCGGAUCGCUCGGCAGACGAAGUGCGUGGGCGUGGCAAGAGGCGACGCGGGGGCGCGGAUGCAGAUCGCGUGCCAGAGGAGGUGCGCGGGAGUGGCGCCAUGCGCCAGGGGAGCUGCGCGGAUGCAUAUCGCGCACUAGAGGAGGUGCGCUGGGGUGGCGCGGGGCGCCAAGGGAACCGCGCGGAUGCAGAUCGCGCGCCAGAGGAGGUGCGCGGGAGUGGCGCGAGGCGCCAGGGGAGCCGCGCGGAUGCAGAUCGCGCGCCAGAGGAGGUGCGCUGGAGUGGCGCGGGGCGCCAGGGGAACCGCGCGGAUGCAGAUCGCGCGCCAGAGGAGGUGCGCGGGAGUGGCGCGUGGCGCCAGGGGAGCCGCGCGGAUGCAGAUCGCGCGCUAGUGGAGAUGCGCGGAGGUGACAUGAGGCGCCAGGGGAAGAUCGCAGAUGCAGAUCGCGCACCUGAGGAGAUGCGCGGAAGUGGCAUGAGGCGUCGCGGGAACAUGGCGGCAGAUCACGCGGUAGCUGGGCGUCGAGAAGAUGAGGGUCGAUGUCAUGAACCCGCAGAAGCGUAUCGCUCGCCCGAGCCAAGGCAAGGCCAUGAGAGGAGGAGGCGCAUGGCGAUGGGCAGAUGGCGAUCGUCGGAGAGGCAGGAAGAGGAAGCAGAAGAAGAUUAUGAGGAAAGGCGCGAGCUGCGCUCGCCAGCACGGGGGCGGAGUCACCAGGGGGAGGCGCGGGUCAGGAGUGUAACACCAGCAGCAGCGGUAGCGGAGGAACGGGACGAGCAGGUGGGGGCAGAACCGUGUGUACCAGCAGCAGCGGUAGCGAAGGAACAUGACGAGCAGGUGGGGGCAGAACCGAGUGCACCAGCAGCAGCGGAAGCACAAGGGAAGAAUGAGAAGGUGAGGGAUUGGUCGGGUGUACGAGUGGUAAUGGAAGCGGAAGGGAAGGAAGGGAAGGUGGGGGCACAAGAGGGCAUGCCAGCAAUAGCGGAAAGCAAGGCAGAGAAGGUGGGGGCACAGGCGUGCGCACCAGAUGUAGCAGAAGCGGAAGGGAGGGACGAGAAGUUGAGAGCACAGGCGUGCGUACCAGCAGCAUCGGAAGCGGAAGGGAAGAACGAGAAGGUGGGGGUACGGGAAAGUGCUCCAAUGACAGCGAGAUCGGAGGGGAAGGAAGGGAAGGUGGGGACACAGGCACGGGCAUGUGUAGCAGCAGCAGCAUAA